Rosa chinensis is the source of this 1156-nucleotide messenger RNA. Its product is annotated as actin-related protein 2/3 complex subunit 4. The transcript has 10 exons. Bases 501 to 1010 code for a protein of 169 amino acids. Lineage: Eukaryota; Viridiplantae; Streptophyta; Magnoliopsida; Rosales; Rosaceae. Gene Ontology annotation, biological process: actin filament polymerization; Arp2/3 complex-mediated actin nucleation. Gene Ontology annotation, cellular component: actin cytoskeleton; Arp2/3 protein complex. The record is from RefSeq and is a predicted model, not a curated record. Gene Ontology annotation, molecular function: actin filament binding.
UGCCCCCCCAAAUUAACAAACCGACCUUCGCUAGAGCGGAGGACUGUAGUGGGUAAAGCCGUCAGAUAUCCUCUAAGAAAUCCAGGGAGCCACCUCCAAUCUCAGAGUUUCAUUCCACCGAGCCAGCCACCUCCUACUCUCACUCUCCUCAUCUCUCCGUUCAGAACUUGAGAUCAAAUUUGAUUCCACCUUCCAGAGUUCCAGGCUCCAGCCACCGAGCCACCUCCCCUUUCAGAGUUUCAGUCCGCCUGAGCAGCUGAGCUACCUCCUCCGCCACCGUCCACCGAGCCACCUCCACUGCGGUCUGCAUCUUUGGAUUCUCUGCGACAGUGCGACUCCUUGAACUCUUGAAGGCUUCAAAUCUUCAAUCCCUGAUGCUCAGAUUCUCAGGUUUGACUAUAGAGACAUAAAAAAAUUUUGCCCACCCCAUUGUCGAAUCCUAGCUACGUCCCUAUCCUUAGGUCACUGGUUCGAAUCCGGCAGCAAUUGGUCUAAUCUCAAUGGCUAACACUUUGAGAUUGUACUUGACCUGCAUACGCAACACUCUAGAUGCAGCAAUGUGCUUGCAGAAUUUUCCUUGUCAAGAAGUUGAAAGGCAUAACAAGCCAGAAGUUGAGUUAAAGACCAGUCCAGAACUUCUGCUAAAUCCUGUUUUGAUAUGUCGAAAUGAGGCUGAAAAAUGCUUGAUUGAGACAUCUAUUAAUUCCCUUCGUAUAAGCCUCAAGGUAAAGCAGGCAGAUGAACUUGAAAACAUACUAACUAAAAAGUUUCUUAGAUUUUUGUCAAUGAGGGCAGAAGCAUUUCAGGUAUUGAGAAGAAAGCCCGUACAGGGUUAUGACAUUAGCUUUCUUAUAACAAAUUAUCACUGUGAAGAGAUGCAGAAGCACAAGCUCAUUGAUUUUAUUAUACAGUUCAUGGAGGAUAUUGAUAAAGAGAUUAGUGAGUUAAAGAUGUCAGUGAACACACGAGGCAGGCUGGUGGCUACGGAGUUUCUUAAACAAUUUAUCUAAUAGUGGAUUACUAAUUGUAUAUGAAUCAUAUGGUAAUUCUAUGCAUUUGAGACAUUGUUAUCCGGGGUUUAUAUUGGUUGAAUGAUCUAUUACAAGCUGUACAACAUUCUUUUGAGUUGACCUUAUUAUGAGAUUCUGUUAUUAUA